This is a messenger RNA of Aphanomyces invadans, 1119 nucleotides long. RefSeq lists its product as hypothetical. Bases 56 to 823 code for a protein of 255 amino acids. Lineage: Eukaryota; Oomycota; Saprolegniomycetes; Saprolegniales; Verrucalvaceae. The transcript has a single exon. The record is from RefSeq and is a predicted model, not a curated record.
CAAUGAGGCCGUUGGGUGGCAGCCGGGACGACGGAGUGGGGCGACGGACCGGGUGAUGAUGGAGCUAAGUUUUCGGGAAGGCCUGUCGUUCGGGUGGGAAGAGAAUACCGUGGAUCGAAGCUCGUGGAGCGACGUGUCGGAGGCAGCAUUGAAGCGAUUGGAAGUGGCAAAGGAGAAAUUUACCACGUUUGCCGCGACACCGGCAACGCGGGACGGGGCAUACCACCAAGUGUUGUCCCCAAGCGAUCACUUGACCGAGGUGACGUGGAGCCGCUUUAAAAAGUACUGCGAGGAGUGCGGAUGGCUCGCCCGGCGUCGGAAGGCCACGGAAGCUGAGAAACAGCAAGCUCGAGAAACACGAAAGGCGGCUGUGUACUUUGUCGACGCCAAGCUGCGCCACGUAGCGGUCGCAAAGCGGAAACUGAUGCAAGAAGUGAUCAACCCCCAGCACAUGAUGAUCAUGGAAAAGAAGCCUCGUGUCGGUGCUGGAGUCAAAUGCAAGCAGUGCGACCGGGAGGCUCUGUUGAAGAACUAUGGAUUUUGUGGGCACCACCGGCCAACGUCGAGCUUCUAUUCCAUCUUACCUCCCACAGCAUCCACCCAGGGUUCGACCACAGACCCGGAAAGCCAUGGCACCAUGACUGCCCCGCUGCUGACGAAGCGGGUGCCAUCGUGCAAGAAGUGCGAUCAGCCAGCCCUUGAGAAGAACUACGGAUUUUGCGGUCUCCAUCGCACGAAAACGUCAGCCACCACUAGCGUCGCCUCGACGACAACCACCAACAGCAAUAGCAACGCUUCGGCGCUGGCAGGCAUUGCAGUAUAGGCGAUGGUUGUAGGAUAACUCAACGAUCCUGUGGCGUCGAUGGGUCCCAUUUUCCAGCGCAGUGGAACAUGUUGGCCAGUUGCGACGGGGUCAAGGCGACUGAGGUUUCGUGGAAGCAUCAUCGCAUGCAUCGACCAAGUAUUUCGCAAGGAUGCAUAUCGUAAUGCCCAUGCACGCCAUCCCGAGUGCUUGUCCUCUCGGCGAAGCGCCCGUGCAUGACCACUCGUCCCUUCGUCUUCGCAGUCGCGGAACUGCUUGCAACAAUCCAGUUGGACUGGGACGUGGGAUGCCUUGAU